Canariomyces notabilis is the source of this 1149-nucleotide messenger RNA. RefSeq names its product Metallo-hydrolase/oxidoreductase. The transcript has 2 exons. Lineage: Eukaryota; Fungi; Ascomycota; Sordariomycetes; Sordariales; Chaetomiaceae. Gene Ontology annotation, biological process: hydrogen sulfide metabolic process; glutathione metabolic process. The coding region runs from base 1 to 1149 and encodes 382 amino acids. Gene Ontology annotation, molecular function: sulfur dioxygenase activity. The record is from RefSeq and is a predicted model, not a curated record.
AUGCACCUACUCCGGGCGCGUCUCUCCCUCCACAAACUUCCAAAAUGGGAAACUACGGUCCGCCGGCUUGCUCCUCUGGCCGGGACGGUUCGCGGGCCUAAUGCCGUCCCCCUUAGGAGCGGACAAGCCCGCUCUUUCAGUCAACAACCAUCCCCAACGACUCUCCUUCUCGGCCGUUCACCUCUUCCUUUCCAAGCCCAUCCACCGACCCUGUCCCGCCGUCCGAGUCGCAUAUCUCCGUACAGCACCACCGUGACCACGCCCCCCUCCCCCACCCAGGAACCCACCAUCCACCCGGUCUUCGAACCCACGACAUGCACCUACCAGUACGUGGUCGCCGACCCAGCCACCCAGACAGCCGUCAUCAUCGACCCGGUGCUGGACUACGACCAGUGCACGCGCACCGUGACGACGUCGACCGCCGACUCGCUCAUCGCGCUCGUACGUGGGCAGGGAUAUUGCGUCUCGCACGUGCUCGAGACGCAUGCGCACGCCGACCAUCUCACCGCCGCAUUCUACCUCCAGCGGCGGUUUGCCGAGCUGCAGGAGGGCGCGCGGCCCAAGGUAGGGAUCGGCAAGCGGAUUGGCAAGGCGCAGCAGCUGUUCGCGGGACGGUACGGAGUUGGCAAGGCCGAGUAUGAGGGUGUCUUUGACGUGCUGUGGGAGGAUGAUGAGGUGUUUAAGGUUGGUGAGCUGAGAGCAAAGGUGCUGCAUUUGCCUGGGCACACGGAGGAUCAUGUGGGGUAUUGGAUCGGUGACAACGUCUUCUGCGGUGAUUCGCUCUUCCAUCCCUCGCUGGGCAGUGCGCGCUGUGAUUUCCCCGGCGGCAACCCGCACGCCCUGUACCGCUCAGCAAAGAAGCUCCUGUCGCUUGAAGACCAUGUCCGCAUCUGGACGGGGCAUGACUACCCUGUCGAAGGCAAGCGUGCGCCGGCACCUUGGAGCACUGUCGCGGACCACAAGGAGAAAAAUGUGCACCUGCGACACGGCAUCUCGGAGGAGGAAUUCGUGGCAAUGAGGAUGGGUAGGGAUCGGAGGCUGGCCGCCCCAAGGUUGAUUCAUGAGAGUUUGCAGGUCAAUAUCCGGGCCGGGCACGUGCCAAAGGAGCUGAGGGUGCCCGUUCAGGUGCAAGCACCUCUGCUACUCUAA